Molecule: messenger RNA, 1662 nt
Organism: Closterium sp. Naga37s-1
Lineage: Eukaryota; Viridiplantae; Streptophyta; Zygnematophyceae; Desmidiales; Closteriaceae
Source: the annotation of a GenBank genome assembly
AUGUCACUGGGCGAUCGUUCCUUGCUGGCAGCCUCGUUGCCCUGUGGAGCAGGUGAUUCGCCCACCUGUGCGUUAGCGUCUGCAUCUCCCCCUUCCCGCCUUUCUCUGUUGCCACGUCUUCCCCUUGCUUGGCUCUGGACAGGGCCUCCAUCCUCUGCCUCCAAAGAAACCUCCUCUGACUCUGCCUCCUCUUCCCCCAUAUAUUCUGACUCUGUCUCCCCUCCCGCAUCAUUCAUUGGUUCCGCCUCUGGUUCCUCAGCUCCCCCACGUGCCCUCCCCGUCCCCGGCCUCUCCCGCGUUCCCUGGUGCCCGUCCGUCCCGCCGUGUUUCGCGGCCGUCGUGCCGCCGCGUCGUCCUCCGCCCGUUCUCGUAAGGCUCGCUGCCUGUUUGUCUCCGUCCAUUCCCUCUGCUACGCUCGUGUCGCCACGGCUCUGUCCUCCUCGUUUACCCCGCCUUCUCCCAUAUCGGGCCGACCCGUCUGCUGAUGCUCGUCCUCCGUGUCUCUCUGUGCUUGCAGGUGUCGCUCCGAUGACGGGAAAGCGCCGUCAUCCCGUCCAGUCGGACCGCCCUGCUGUAUCUGCUGUUCCCAGCCCGUCAAAGGCCCAGGAAGUGCUGGCGCCAGCCCUGCUCCGAGCUGUCGCUGCGCUGGUUGAGCACGAGGGGGCUGGAACCCCUGCCCGCCGCCGGGAGCCGGUGUAUCGAUCUCCUCGCGGCCAGACUCAUCCCCACCUCUGCGCUCGCGGCGGGUCGUUUCGCCGCCGCCGUCCGCCCCGGCCUCCUCCUGCGGUGCAGCGGGUGAUCGUUGGCCCCCUCCUACAGCCGCACGCGACGUCCCUGCGCUUGGCCGCGUCGCCUUCUCCCUCGCCGUCUGGGUCUCUGCAGUUCUCGCAGCAAAUGUCAUCUGGUGUCGCUGCGCUCCCGCCUCCGAUGUCGCCGCAGCCUCGGGCGCCGUCUGCCCCUCUAUCGGCUCCGGUCCCGGCUCCGCCACCUUCCUCGUCUCGUCCUCUGGCGCCUCUUCCGCUGGCGUCGUCUGCCGGGGAGCCGCUCGCGAUCCCCCCCCAACACCCGUCGCCCUCCUCAUGCGUCCCACUUGUGGAGCCUCCGUCGCGGCAGCAUCCGCUUGUUCCAUCGGGGUCAGUGCCUGAGGCCCGCUUUCCUCCUCCUCGUGCCCGGUCUCCCGAGCUUCCUCCUGAUGCUCCCGAUCCCGAGGAUGAUGAACGGUGGUGGAAUAGGGAGCUGUGGGAGUCUUCCCCACAGCCCGCGACUUUGUGCGGCCGGGAGUGGGACAUCCAGUCCGACUUCGUGAAGGAUGUCCUUCAAUGGGAGAAGCGGAUGUUGGCCGUUGGCGAGUGCUUGUCGCAUGUGGCGACUAUGCUUGAGCAGUUGCACGCCGGCUUGAUGGCGCGGAACCUCGUGCUCCGGGAUCCUCAGCUGACGGAGCCCCAGCAGGGUGUUGUUCGCGAAGCGGCGGCGCAAGGUCUUUGGCGUCUCCUCCGUUUGACCCUGGAGUCCGAGUUCCCCGAUCUGGACGAGGGCCCUGGCGUGCGGGCUUUCCGACAGGUCGCCAAGGCUGCCGAGGAGUCUCCCCUCCAGCUCGUGCCCGCGCUCGCUGUUCUCUUGCGCUGGAUCCGCCGGCGCUUUUACGUCCCGAACCGCGUGUAG